This is a messenger RNA of Aspergillus sclerotioniger CBS 115572, 959 nucleotides long. Its product is annotated as alpha/beta hydrolase. The record is from RefSeq and is a predicted model, not a curated record. The transcript is spliced from 2 exons. Bases 42 to 959 code for a protein of 305 amino acids. Gene Ontology annotation, molecular function: hydrolase activity. Lineage: Eukaryota; Fungi; Ascomycota; Eurotiomycetes; Eurotiales; Aspergillaceae.
CCGAUUCCCUCGCGUCAGCACGCACACGCGUCUCCGUCAGCAUGGCCCUCAAACCACACGUCAAACACACCCACGUUUACACCACCCACCAAACAACAGACCUCCAUCUCGACGUAUACUUAUCCCAACCGACUGAUCCAAAAACCCCCAAACCCAUCAUCCUAUGGUUCCACGGCGGAUACCUCAUCACCGGCACCCGCACCGCCAUCCCCACCUGGCUCCUCAACCACGCCCUCACGCACCAAUGGCCCCUAAUCUCCCCCGACUACCGCGUGCUACCUGAAUCCACCGGCCACGAUACAAUCUCCGAUAUCCUCUUAGCCUACAAAUGGGUUGCGAAGUCCCUACCCCAACUCCACCCCGAAUGUCGCCCUGAUAUAAAUCGCAUCAUUGUGGCAGGCGCAAGUGCCGGUGGAUGGUGCGCUCUUGUCACGGCGUUGCAAAAUGCAACGCCCGUUGAGACAAUACCAAUUCCGAUCCCGGCCCCGUGUGCGCUCUUCCUCCUCUACCCGAUGACCGAUCCCGGGAGUGAGAAAUGGGCACAGAGUUUCUCGUUACCUGGGUCUGUGAUGGAUUCUGAUACCGCGGGGAUGUUGAUAGCGGAUAUACCGGGGCGGAUUUCCCGCGGGGAGGUAUCUCUUGGUGAGGAGUUUCCUAAAUCGGAGGAAGAGGUGAAGACCAGGAAGCGAUUGCCGUUGUUGUAUGCGGUUUUGGAGAGGGGGUUGUUUUUGGAUUAUUUGUCUGGGGUGAAGGGGCUUGGGGGGAGGGUUUUGAGGGAAGGGUUGGGACAGGUGGUGGGUGAUGAUGAUGAUGGGAAGAUGUUGUUUCCGUUGGAUUUUGGGGUGUUUGGGAAGGGGUUCCCGCGGACGGUGGUGGUGCAUGGGACUGGGGAUGAGGAGGUUAGUUGUGAGGAGAGUGAGAAGUUGGUGAGGAGGUUGGAGGAGGGAGGGCGGGGGUGA